Messenger RNA from Hirsutella rhossiliensis, 483 nucleotides. RefSeq lists its product as uncharacterized. NCBI's taxonomy places the organism in Eukaryota, Fungi, Ascomycota, Sordariomycetes, Hypocreales, Ophiocordycipitaceae. The transcript has a single exon. The coding region runs from base 1 to 483 and encodes 160 amino acids. The record is from RefSeq and is a predicted model, not a curated record.
AUGCAGAAGAUCCGAGAAGACUAUAAAGUCGGGAAGAAGCAGUUAGUCAAUGGCAGAGUCAAGACAUUGAACUUCAAGCCCUGGCUAGCGUUUACGGGACGAGACGUUGAGUUCUACACCCUGGAGCAAAGUUGCGAUACCCUCAUGCGGGAGCUCAAAGAACCAUCCAAGGAUUCCUUUUUCUACGAUACCACGAAGAGAAAUAACUCCGCCAGAGAUAUCAGGGCGCGCGCAACGACCCGACCUCGCCCACUUACAGAUAUGUCGUCGUUGCCCGGCAGUGACGAUACCGUCUAUUUCACAGGCCUCGAUCUUGACAAACACAGUGAGGAUGGCGCCGAUGAUGAGGACGAGGACAGUUUCCUCGAUACGCAAGAGAAUAUACCUUCCUCGCCGCCGUUAGCAGCGGUUGAAGCGGUAGUCGGUACACCAUGCCCUCGACCGCGCACCCGAUCGUACAACAAGAUACAGCAGACGCUCUAG